Messenger RNA from Candidula unifasciata, 421 nucleotides. NCBI's taxonomy places the organism in Eukaryota, Metazoa, Mollusca, Gastropoda, Stylommatophora, Geomitridae. The record is from the annotation of a GenBank genome assembly.
AUGCAUAUUAAAUUGUUUGCAGAAUGUGUAACAGACUGUGGAGGAAGGCCGCCGGGUCUGUACCCUUCAUGUGAGGGCUGCGACACGUAUAUCUCAUGUCUGGAGAAUGGGAACUUCAUAACUACAGUGUGCAGUCCUGAAAAAACAGAAUGGGAUGCCUUUGUCAAGAAAUGUGUGCCGCCCCCAUCUCCAUCAUGUACACUUCAUGACUGUGUGGGGAAUUGUCAAGGUCAGUCAGAUGGGACCUACCAUGCCUGCAAUGGGUGUGAUUUCUUUGCUGAGUGCACCUCUGGGCAGAUCAGUAUAAAGCCGUGUCCAGAACCGCAGAUGCAGUGGAACCAGCACACAAGAAAAUGUGAACGUGGGAGAUCACCCACUUGUAAGAUUGAAACGUUUAGAGCAUUUUCAACUAUUCCUGGAG